AUGGAUUCUUUAUCACUUAAUUCCACAGCCGCACUCACCACCGCUGUCCGCCGUGGUACGGCCCCCUCCGAAAAGCAAUCCAUCACUUCUCCAACACUUAGCGAGGUCAACACCUCUCCUGAUCGUCCUCUCCGUGACAUCCCAGGUUCCUAUGGAAUUCCAUUUUUCGGGCCAAUCAAAGAUCGACUCGAGUUUUUCUAUGGCACCGGCGGCCGAGACGAGUUCUUCAGGUCCCGCAUCCAGAAAUUCAACUCCACGGUGUUCCGUGCAAACAUGCCACCUGGCCCUUUUGUCAGCAGCAACUCAAAAGUCAUCGUCCUCCUCGACGCCAAAAGCUUUCCUAUUCUCUUUGAUGUCUCCAAAGUCGAAAAGAAAGACCUGUUCACCGGAACUUACAGGCCUUCCACCAAACUCACCGGCGGCUACCGUAUACUCUCAUACCUCGACCCUUCUGAGCCUAGACAUGCUCAGCUUAAGAACCUCCUGUUCUUCAUGCUCAAAUCUUCAAGCAGCAGAGUAAUUCCUCAAUUCGAAACCACUUACACCGAGCUUUUCGAGAGUCUCGAAACAGAGUUAGCCAAAAACGGUAAAGCUCCAUUCAACGACGCCGGUGAGGUAGCAGCUUUCCGGUUUCUAGGCCGGGCUUACUUCAACUCCAACCCGGAAGAAACAAAUAUCGGAAAAGAUGGUCCAAAGCUGAUCACCAAGUGGGUGUUAUUCAAUCUCAGCCCGAUCCUCACCGCCGGACUUCCAUGGUUUUUGGAGGAGCCUCUCCUCCAUACUUUCCGGCUACCGUCAUUCCUGGUAAAGAGUAGUUACAAGAAACUUUACGAUUACUUCGAGUCAGUUGCCACUACUGUUAUCGGCGAAGCUGUAAAAUCAGAGAUUCCAAAAGAAGAAGCAUUACACAAUAUCUUGUUCGCUGUGUGCUUCAAUACUUUCGGUGGUGUCAAGAUCCUAUUCCCGGAUACACUCAAAUGGAUCGGGCUUGCCGGUGAAAAUUUGCAUACCCAGUUGGCGGAAGAGAUCAGAGGUGCUAUAUAA
Molecule: messenger RNA, 1044 nt
Organism: Lactuca saligna
Lineage: Eukaryota; Viridiplantae; Streptophyta; Magnoliopsida; Asterales; Asteraceae
Source: the annotation of a GenBank genome assembly